AUAUGGCCCGACGAAUGGGAGAAGAUCCGAAAGCUUUUCGUGGUGGAUCACGCCAUCCGGGUGAUCCGGAGGGAGGCCCCCGAGGAGAGCGCCGAGCGCCUGCUGUACAUGACCGAGCCUGAGCUGUGCCUGGACUGCCGAGAAGGGCUGUUGUACCAGCAGCAGAGAGACCUGCGGGAAUACACCCAGGCCACCAUCUACGUGCGCAAAGUGGUGGACGACAAGAAGGUCAUGAAGGAGGCUGCUCCGGAGCUGAACGUGAGCAGUUCGGAGGCCGAAGAAGAGCGGGAGGAGGCCAAGGUGGAAGGGGGGGAGCACGAUCCGGAUUUCAACCAGGCGAACAGCAACGCCAAGCGGCAGAAGGUCUCCCACCCCAACUCCGUGGUCUGCCAGAAGCAGGGCAUCCGGCGCAGCACCCGGCACAGGAGGAUCCGGGGGGAGAAGGCCCUCCUCGUCUCCGCUAACCAGACCCUAAAGGAUCUGAAGAUCCAGAUCAUGCAUGCUUUCUCCGUGGCUCCCUUCGACCAGAACCUCUCCAUCGACGGGACGGUGCUGUCCGACGACGUGGCCACGCUGGGCAGCCUGGGGGUCACGCCUGAGUCCGUGGUCUUGCUGAAGGCCGAUGAGCCCAUUGUGGACUACGCGGCAAUAGAUGACGUUAUGCAAGUCUGCAUUCCAGAGGAAGGCUUCAAAG
Molecule: messenger RNA, 694 nt
Organism: Protobothrops mucrosquamatus (brown spotted pit viper)
Lineage: Eukaryota; Metazoa; Chordata; Lepidosauria; Squamata; Viperidae
Product: ubiquitin carboxyl-terminal hydrolase 48-like
Exons: 7
Biological process (GO): protein deubiquitination
Molecular function (GO): cysteine-type deubiquitinase activity; cysteine-type endopeptidase activity; protein binding
Source: RefSeq, a predicted model, not a curated record